CACUGGAAGUUUCCAUGAUUUUGUAUUCCAUCCAAAUAAGAGAAAUUUCUAACAUUGAUAAACAGUUCCUGUGUGAAUCCCCCACAUCUCGUUCAUAGCCAUGGCGCAUAUUCUGCAACAAAUCUUGUUUCAGAGCCCUCCAUCUUUAUAUCUCAAAGCUACUGGAAUCUUGACUCUUAUCGGGGGCUUUAAUGCUGCAUACUCAGAGGUCAAAGGUACCAAUCUCACAUACUCCAAAUUCGCUAAGACAAUAGAAGUAAAACAAGCCAAGAAGGUAUCCAGCAGAAAUGGCAUGCUUAUUUGCUAUGGGCCAGCCUCAGUAGCUUCAUCAGCGUUCUUGCUUUCCAAACUGGGAUACAUUGGAUCAACAGGCCCACAUCUGCUCACCCUCGCAUCUGCUUUAACUAUACACUUCCUCAAAAGAGAAUUGGAGGUUCUGUUUCUGCACCGUUACUCUGGUGAUAUGCCCCUGCAAACUGCGCUGUUGAUUUCAUUUUCAUAUUUCUUUCAAACUGUUAAUCUGUUGUACGCCCAGCAGCUCUCAGAGGGCAUGCGACCACCGGGUAGGGAUUUAAUGUGGGUUGGAGUUGUGUUGUUUUGUAUAGGCAUUGGGGGAAAUUUGUAUCACCAUUAUCUGUUAUCAAAGCUCAGAAAGGAUGGGAAAACAGGAUAUGUGGUGCCAAGUGGAGGUUUGUUUGAUUUGGUGGUGUGCCCACAUUAUCUUUUUGAGAUUGUUGAUUGGAUUGGCUUGGCCUUCAUUUCUCAAACUCUCUACAGUUGGGCUUCUGUGGUUUGGACAGUGAUAUACCUGGCUGGUAGAAGCUAUGCCACCAGGCAAUGGUAUUUGCAGAAAAUGGAAAACUUCCCCAAGCAAAGAAAAGCUCUUUUCCCUUUCAUAUUCUGAAUCUUGUAAUUUGCUGAAGUAUAAUUCUGUUAUCAUAUUUACUCAUCUGAUCAUAGCUUUUGUCACUGCUUAUAUUGCCAUUCCCUGCUUGAUACGAAGUAUUUUGGCUCUUAUUGUGUUGGUUUA
Cryptomeria japonica (Japanese cedar) is the source of this 1030-nucleotide messenger RNA. RefSeq lists its product as uncharacterized. NCBI's taxonomy places the organism in Eukaryota, Viridiplantae, Streptophyta, Pinopsida, Cupressales, Cupressaceae. The record is from RefSeq and is a predicted model, not a curated record. Gene Ontology annotation, biological process: lipid metabolic process. Bases 101 to 904 code for a protein of 267 amino acids. The transcript is spliced from 2 exons. Gene Ontology annotation, molecular function: oxidoreductase activity, acting on the CH-CH group of donors.